AUGGCAGAAACUACACCCCAUCGAAUAUUCUGCAUCCCGGAGCUGGUGGUGCAAAUCCUCUUGCAGAUGGACAUGCAGACCUUACUCGUCUCAACGCGAGUAUGCUACCUCUGGUACGACUUAAUCAACAAGUCACAAGCGCUGCAAGCCGCGCUCUUCCUCCAGCCGGCCGGAAAUAACCCCCAAGGCGAGCCACGCACCGCCAACCCGCUCAUCAUCGAGAAAAUCUGGCCCGAAUACCUCAGUCGAUGUUCGGGUCCCUCUCAUAAGAGAUAUUACGAACGCCCCGAGGCCAGUUGGAGAAGGAUGCUCCUCCAUCAGCCUCCAACGACGAAACUGUGCUUUCUGGACUACGCGAGAGACCGGGCCGGCCCCAUCACUCCCUUUGAGGCUGGGUAUUCGUGCAACUCACAGUGCCCGCGCGAUGGGUUUCCUCGCCUGCAAGACCUGCAGGAGGGGUUAGAGGCCUGCGUGCUGAGGACGUUUGACGAGCGGAUGAUCUUCGUCGAGGGGUCGCCCCUGUAUUCUCAGUAUCGUCCGUGGGGUAUAAUUCAGCCAGAACGUAGUAGCUUCGAUGCGACCGCAGCAGGUUCGUGCGAGAGGUGCGAUCUGGUGACCUUUCGGGAUGCUUCACCCGUGGUCGGGGAUGUCUCGGAGUGGGACGGACAACUGGUAGAAGCCACUGCAGGAUCACUUUUUUGGAUCGCCUUUCCUACGCUCUUCGUUGGCCUCGAGAACCGCCGACCGGAUUGGUCCCUAAGGAACUAUCAUCACUACGUCGGCUUGGAUGAGGUUCCGAUCUUUCCUUGUGCGGAGGGUUGGCGACGGUAUAAUGACACUAUUGAAAGAUGCCACAAGUUGGAGCAGAAUGGCUGA
Molecule: messenger RNA, 876 nt
Organism: Aspergillus aculeatinus CBS 121060
Lineage: Eukaryota; Fungi; Ascomycota; Eurotiomycetes; Eurotiales; Aspergillaceae
Exons: 1
Coding region: 1-876 (291 amino acids)
Molecular function (GO): protein binding
Source: RefSeq, a predicted model, not a curated record